AUGGAACAAGACGAUAAGAAGAAGGACAAAGCUACCAGGCACCGCAGCAUUCCUUCGCUGUCGGGUAAACACAUCAUCGCAGGCAAGUUUGGCGACGCCUUCAAGCGAUUCGAAGGGCACGGCCAGUCUCAGCAGCCCCCACCGGCGCGGACCCCGUCGCCUUUGCGCGAUGACCCAAGGAACGACCUUGCGCCCGUUAUCAGCUUCGAAGCCACCGACGGCCGAAGCGACGACGCCGACCUCCUGGACAUGCGGGAAGAGAACAUGACGCCCGAGAUGCGUCGCGAGGCCGAACGCCUGCGCCUCGAGCAGGAGGAGCGGCGAGUGGAGGCGGCGGCGGCCGAGUAUCGGCAGCGCGUGACCAACAAGGAGGCCCCCGCGCCGCUUCCAAAGUCGAUUGGCGGGUACUCCCGCGCCGUGAGCAUCCAAAACAGGGUGCAAAGCCUUUUGAAAGAGGAGCAAAAGUCGACCACCAACGUCCAGAAGACGGCUCAAGGCUACGGACACUACGCAGAUACGGCGGCGGCCCAGAGCCGGUUAGACAAGCAACUACCCGAACUGCCGAGAAAACCGGUAGGCUCAUCGACCGGCGGACAGACGCCUCCUCCGUCAAACAACCCCGCAGCCGUGCCAAUACGCGCGAGGCCGGCCGUUGGGCCCAAGCCCGUGGCGCCCCGCAAGCCCGUACACCUGAACAACAUUCCCACUGGGGUCGGUCGGCGUCGCCCCCAAGUCUGCCAUCUAUCACCAGUCGCAGCAGCCGGCAGCUCCCCGAGAUUUCCGCAGGAUAUGACGCAGGCGCAGAAGGAGGACUACAUCAAUGACUUCUCGAAGAGGUUCCUAGCUUAG
This is a messenger RNA of Parascedosporium putredinis, 849 nucleotides long. The record is from the annotation of a GenBank genome assembly. Lineage: Eukaryota; Fungi; Ascomycota; Sordariomycetes; Microascales; Microascaceae.